AUGAUUUGGUUUGGGCUGUUUUCCACCUUGGCUUCGGCCCUCCAGACUCUACCCCCCGUGCAGUUCCAGCCGUCGGGGAAUGCUGGAUUUUCUCUCGCAAAUGUAGAGAGAACCAUCUAUCUGCCGCGAGACUUGGCCUCGUGGGUGGAUCAAGAUGGCCUCACGCUGAUCCCCCCGUCGGCAUCUGAAUUCGCACACACCUUCCGCCGCGACUUGCAGGAGUUGACCAACUCAUCAUGGGCGUUGAAGAUUGUCAAGCACCUGCCGGCGCACGCGUCGGGGAUCUACCUGAGCAGAUCACAAUCGCAGGAUCACUGCUACGAGAAUGGCGACCCCACCGAGGAAGGAUACGACAUGCUUUUUGAGCGCGAUCGUGUGCUCAUCAACGGAUCGGGCGCGCGAGGGAUGUGGUGGGGGACGCGGACGCUGCUUCAACAACUCAUCCUCAACCCCGACUCGAUCCUACUCGGCCAGAUUCACGACGCCCCUGCCUACCCAGUCCGAGGCUUCAUGCUUGACGCGGGUCGGAAAUGGUACUCCCUGGACUACCUGAAGGAUCUCUGCACCUACGCCUCGUUCUUCAAGCUCUCGGAAUUCCACUACCAUGCCAGUGACAACUAUCCUCUUAGUCGCGGGCCGAAUGUCUCGUGGAAUCACGUAUAUUCCCAAUUCUCCCUACGGCCGGAGGACCCAGAGCUUCUGCCCCUCGUGCAAAGGGCCAAUGAGACGCUCUCGCGCGCUGAAUUUGACGAGUUCCAACAACACUGCGUCCAGCGAGGGGUGACAGUGAUCCCGGAGAUUGAAAGCCCGGGGCACUGCCUCUCGGUCACGAAAUGGAAGCCAGCGCUUGCGCUGGCCUCGCGGGAUCUUCUCAAUCUUACGCACCCCGAAACGAUCCCCUUGGUGAAAUCCAUCUGGUCGGAAUUCCUCCCUUGGUUUCAUACCAGAGAAGUCCAUAUCGGCGCAGAUGAGUACGAUUCGACGUUGGCGGAUGAUUAUAUCGACUUUGUCAAUGAAAUGUCGGCUUUUAUCUUGGAGGCUUCAGGUAAGAAAAUUCGCAUCUGGGGCACCUACGAGCCUUCCGCUUCCCGCUCGAUCGACACAAAUAUCACAAUACAGCAUUGGCAAUAUGGCCAGUCCGACCCAGUGGCCUUGGGCCGCGGCGGAUACCAGAUCAUCAACUCCGAGGAUUGGUGGGCCUAUCUCUCACUCAAGAAUGACCAUGUCCCAAUAUCGCCUGCUCCGUAUCCGCAGUUCUUCAACAACACUCGGGUCGUGAAUUUUGGAGACAUUCAGGGCUGGCAAUGGACACCCGGUCUAUUCAAUCCGGUCAACACAACCGAGCAACCUCUCCGGUCCGCUGUUCGCGGUGCUAUCAUGGCCGCGUGGAACGACAAUGGUCCGGAUGCAACCACUCAGCUGGAAGCAUAUUAUGCCAUUAGGAAUGGCCUGCCCGUCGUUGCAUCUCGUGCAUGGUCGGGCACUACUGGACCCCGUUUAGAUCAAUCUUGCUUGGAUCAGUCAAUCGUUCAGCUUGCGGCGAAUGUGCUGGGACAGAAUUUGGAUCGCCGUUUGUCGAAACAGUCCUUGAGCGGCGACGAGCCACUUUUCACGUGGGCUAAGCCUAACAAUCGGCCCGCCCAGCGCACUUAUCAGCUUGGAGCCGGAAGUAAAGGCAUGAAUUACACUCCGCAGCUUGAUAUAACCGGCCCAUUCUCGUUGGAGUCCGAGGAUGCUAUUCUGUCUUUAUCUUCGGACGGGCAAUUGAUCUUCUCAGCAGACGGCUGGGAUUAUCCUUUGCGGUCUGUUGCUGAGACCGCUGGGUUUGACGCGGCGGCCCCAGGGCGCAUUUGGGCCAAUUCAACCAGUUCGACCCACAAAGUGGUCCCCAUCCCUACAAAUGUCAAAUCACUAUCACGACAGAUGCGACUGAAGGAAGUCGGGUUUGGGUUGACGGUGAGUUUGCCGGGCGAUUUGAAGUCUUCGUGUAUGGCGGCCGUGCACGGCGACGGGUUGCAAAGGAUCGUUCUACAUGCAGCAGACAACCAGACUCGACGUUCGGGGUGCAAUUUCUAA
Molecule: messenger RNA, 2076 nt
Organism: Penicillium chermesinum
Lineage: Eukaryota; Fungi; Ascomycota; Eurotiomycetes; Eurotiales; Aspergillaceae
Product: beta-N-acetylhexosaminidase
Exons: 2
Coding region: 1-2076 (691 amino acids)
Biological process (GO): carbohydrate metabolic process
Molecular function (GO): beta-N-acetylhexosaminidase activity
Source: RefSeq, a predicted model, not a curated record